AUGUCUUCAUUGAAACAGCAGUUGAAGAAGAUUGGUACCCUCGACCUGCGCAAUGUGAGCGAGGCAUCCAGAAAGACCAAGGCUUCCUUUCUCUUCAGUGCUCGUGAAGCCGCAGAUCAAGAUUUGGAGACCAUCUACUCCAUUGCCUACAAUGGUAUCAUGGAGCUUGUGAUCCUCGAUGAAAAGUUCUCUGCUUUCGAAAAGACUCUCUUCUCUGAAGGCAUGAAGUCUGUGGAUAGAAUCCUUCAGACCAAAGAAGAGAACGAGAAACUCGACACUAGCAUCAACGCUUUCCUCUCUCAACUUUCACCUUAUUUCUUAUUGAAACCCUCUGGAAAGGUAUUGGAAUACCUCAUCCGUCGUUUCCGUAUCCAAGAUUUCAAUGUAGAAUCCAUCCUCAAAUGCAUUCUGCCUUACCACGAAACCAAGUCAUUUGUCAAGAUGAUCUCUAUCCUCAACAUUGGUGAGAAGUCGCCCUGGGAGUUCUUGAAGCCCAUCAAGAAGAGCAUGCUUCCUCUUGAAAGAUCUCUUUUGGUUAAAAAGAUGAUGAAGGACAGAUACGUAUUCGACUUUAUCUGCAAAAUGGUGACUCAAUCUCUGGUGCCUUAUCAAACACUCUACUCGUUCUACACAGCACUCUUAACAGAUUUCAUCAAAUUUGCGCCCUCGGUUACUGCGGACAUGACCAUCGCCCUCAUGCCUCAUUUGAUCGACGGCUUGAAGGCCAAAAAGUUGCCUGAAUUGCAAUUAGCUACCUACAUGAUUGUCUCUCAACUGUCCUCUAAAGCCACUUUUAGCAAGGAAGGUGUAGAAGCACUUGCUGACACCAUGCUGAGAAACUACAAGAAGUCAUGCUAUGCCUACUGCUUGCUCACAGUCGUUCAUCUCUGUCAAACACAAGAAAGCUUUGAAUCCGUCUCUAAGAACGCACUCAACAGCAUGUUUAACAACACUCGUUUUGAGCAGACCCUAUUGGAAAUCACUGACAAGUACGCUACAGAUCGUUUUUUUGCUUGUUUCUUGAAGGAUAUCAGUCAUCAAGUAAACUGCAUCAAGUUGCUGGAAAGUUUGGUGCUGCAGGGCUAUCUCUCCAGCGAGAAUAUCUCUCGUUUGUGUCAGUCUAUUGUGGAUAGCUAUGUUGCUUUGGCUGGUGGUAAUCAGGAGAAGAAGCAGGAGUUUGUCUCUCAGUACCAAUCUCUUUUGGCCAUGAUCUCUCAACGCUAUGUGGAAGAAUUGGAUGUGGUUUUGGAAUCCCAGUUAGCUGUGACAAAGGACAGUAAUGCUGCCAUCAACAAGGAGCUCUAUGAAUUCACCUCUUCUGCUUUCAAGGGUACUUUGCACGAAGUUGUUCAAGAAGCCAACACGACUCUUUACCUUUGUUUGAACAGCCCUGCAGUCAAUAACCGCCUUUUGGCUUUAAAGAAGUUGGUGUCCAUCAUUGAUGACAAGUCGAAUCCCUUGACUCAAACUCCCGACAUCUUUGAGUCCUCCUUGGCUGCCUGUUUGGACAAAUUCAACGCACUCUUUACGUACGCGAUUGAAGAAGUCCCUAACCACUUGCUCAACUAUGUCUCUGCUGACAAGAUCUUGGCUUCCAUGGUCCGUCUUUUGGAAGAGCGUGGUGCAUUCAAUUCCAAGGAUGCUGUCUCUGUUCUCAAAUUCUUGCUGUCCGAUUUCAUCAAAAAGCAUCCCGAGCAAGACUUCCAGGUCGCUCGCAUCCUGUCUGUCUUUAUCUUUUCUGCCUCCAGCAAUAACCUCACUAACCUAUUGAAGCGCAUGGGAUCCACUCAUUUGAAGCAAAGCCCUGUCUUGGCGGCCAUGAUUGACCAUCUCAAGGCCGCUGUUAAGGCUGAAGAUACCUUCCAGGUGCCUACCAAGUUUAUCAAAUUGCAAGCUGAUCUGAUCAAGCAAAACAAGAAGCCCGAGUAUGCUUCUUUCUGGAUUGAGAUGGUGCAAAGUAAGUCAAAGGGUGAGAGUAUUCUCGGUAUGCUGGUGAUCGCUUUGGCAGUUUCUCUUGUCACCAAGGAACAGGAGCAAUAUGCCUUGGGGUUGAAUGCUCUGAAUGCCGUCUUGGUUGCUGUUCAUAGCAAGUUGGAUCUAUUCUAUUCCACUAAAUUGAAGAGCGGCUUCCUCGAUGAGAGCUCUGCUGCUGCGGGUUUGCCCUCCAAGGAAGUCAUCAAGCAGCUAAGAAACGUGGAAGAUGUGCCUGCUGCUUCCUAUGUUCAAUUGGCCCAAUUCGUUUUGAUCACCUUGACCCACUCUAUCCAUCGUCCUGAGACACCCAUUGACUGGUAUCGAAGCAACACUGCCAAUGCUACUUAUAUUGAUUUAGUCAGCAAACUCUUCAAGACCUUUGUCAGCGGAUCCUCCAUCGUUGCUUUUGAAAAGACCAUCCCUCAACUCAUUCAGGCUCAAUUCAAUGACGAUUUGCUUCGUUUCAUUACCAGUGUGUGGUCCAACAGUGACAAUACUUACAUUGUCCGUGCGCGUGCUCUGCAAAUUACAUCUGCCUAUCUUGGCCACUACAUUGAAUCCAAGAACGUCAAGGUCGAUUUCCAACAUUUGGUGCCUGCUCUCUUCCCUACGUUGGGUGAUGCUCAUCAGUCUGUGCGUGUUCAAGGUCUCGCCUGUCUGCAGAACAUUCGUUCCAUCUAUAUGUCUCAAGGUCUGCCCAGCGGCCACAAGGUGUAUGACACCAAGAUUCUCACCGAGACGGUGCAAAAGGUCAAGGCUGCUACCAGUUUGACCAUCCUCCCCGACAGCACCUUUUACGAUGAAGCUGCUUCCGUAACGCCCAUGAAAUCAAACGAGGCUGCUCAUCUGGUCGACUUUUUAUGGUACAGACACGACGAAAUCAGCAAAGAUCGCAGCUACAUUACUCGCUUGUUCAAAGAGUACCUCGAGUUGUGUGAGCAAUCCAAAGAAAAGCAACACAAGGCUCGCAAGGUUCACACACUCACCUUCUUGCUCAAUCACGCAAAGGAUGCGCCUACACUGGAACUCAAGAUCAGCAUGCUCUCCAUGCUGGAUUCCAUCGACAGCCCUCUCAAGUUGCAACUAUUAGCCCCUCUCUUGGAAGAGGCCUUGAACGAGAAACGCACCAAGAAGUCUACUGCUUUGGUGUCUUAUCUUAUUCGCACCUACUUGCCUUGUAAUGCCGCUAACUUGGGUGCUAAGGGCGAUAAAACCUUACCUCUCUUCCUCCGUUUGCUUGCCAACAAGGACACGCUUCAAGGAUCUGAUGAAGAUGGCUGGCAAGUGUCUACCCGUCAUUUCGCUCUGGAGCAAAUUACCGCCGACUUCUUUGCUCAAGCCAAUGCUGCUGCUCAACAAGCUAUCUUUACUUCAUUGAUUGAUAUUGCUACCAAUGGCGUUCAAAACGAAGUACGUGCCUCCAAGUUGGUACUGUCCAAGAUUGACAUUGACGCCAAGAUGUUUGAUGAUGUGCUCUUAUCUGCUGCCAGAAACCUCAUGGGUGCUCCUACUCCCACCAGCAAUGGCGGUGUUCCUGCUGCCAAGCGUGGCCGUGCUAUUGUUGAGGUGCAACACAGUGCUGAUGUCGACCUCUAUGAGCUGGUCACUGUGCUCGAGCUGAUCGAGUCCAAGACCAUCACCAAGGACUACAUCCUCGUCAAGUCUCUGUUUGAGGUCUUGACAGCCAUGGUAAAUGCUGAUCUCCGUGAUGCCCCUGUUUCUCUCGAGUACAUCAACCAACUGCUCAUGUCUGCUCUCACUCGCAUCAUUCACAAUGCUGAGGAGAACGGUACCGUCGUUGAGGAAUCCGCUCUCCGUGUGGAUAUUGUGGUGCAAUGCAUCCGUAUCACUGGUAACCCACAAACCCACAACCAAGCGCUCUUGCUGAUGGCCACCAUUGCCUCCAUGUUCCCAGAGACCGUCUUGCACAAUAUCAUGCCUGUCUUUACUUUCAUGGGUGCUAAUGUACUUCGUCAAGACGACAACUACAGUUUCCAAGUCAUCCAACAAACACUGGAAAAGAUUUUGCCCCCUCUUGUUGUCUCCAGCAGAAAGUCCAACAACGAUGAUGAAGCUGCUCUUGUGCUCGAAGUCAAGCCUAUCAUUAAGGUGUUUGUGGACGCCCUCUUCCACAUUCCCAAGCACAGACGUUUGCGUCUCUUCACUGUCCUCAUUCAUACGUUGGGUGAAGACGAGUUCCUGUACGCCAUUAUCUCUUUGUUGUUGGAGAAGUUUACCGAAAGACUGGCCAAGGGUGCUCGUUCUGAAGCCGAGUCCUUGACAGAAUUCAGUUUGGUCAUCAGUCAGCACUUUGGUCCUGAACAGCAAAUGAAGGCCAUUCUGGCUCUCUUGAACGGUCUCCUGGUGUUGCCCAACGAAAAGCCCGAGGAUGUCACUAUGAGUAAUGAGAAGGAUGCUCACUUGUUCAACGUCUCUGAACACAGUGCCAAGCAGCUGCGUCAAUACAAGCUUGCCACACUCAACUUUGUCGGCCAGUUGUUGUCUUCCAAGGGUUUCUUGAACAAGGUCAUGACUCAAGGCAAUGCCUCUGACGUCUUUACUCAACGCAUGCAACCCUACUACCUCCAAGCUGUGGAGAUCAUCCUCAAGAUUGUCACCUACUUUACCGAGUUCCGUGAUACCUACUCUGUUUCCAAGAACGCGGUGCCUGGUAUUGCCAAGUUCUGGAGAGCCAUCUUGAAGGUGGUCUAUGAUGUCUUGGACAAGGUCAAUGCUCUCUUGCCCUUGGACGCAUUCGUCAAUGUGAUUUCAGAACUGAUCCAACACAAUGACUCUGCUAUUCGUCGCAAGGCCAUGAACAUCUUUAACGAAAAGAUUGUUUCUUUCGAUGGCCAUGCUCCCGAAGGCUCUGAGGAUAUUUUGGUCAAGAUGAUCAACAACUUGGCUCAAGUCAUUCAGAAGGAGUCUGCCAGUCUAUCCAGCGAAGAAGACAGCGCUGUCAACAAGCAAUCUGCUUUGCUGUGUAUUGCUUCUCUCGCCAAGAUCCUCGGUAACCUCUAUCCUGGCCAAUUUGCUGAGGCUAUUCCUGUCAUCAUUGGUGCUGACAGUCUUCAGUCUGGCAAUGCUCAGUUGCAAAUCUCUAGUUUGGUCUGUCUCACUGUCAUCUGUCAAGAGAUUGGUCCUCGUGCUGUGCCUCAUCUCCCCAAGUUUAUGCCUCUCAUCACUAAUAUCUUGGACAACACCGUCAAUGCUGAAUCUCCCAAUAUGCUUUUGCAAUUGGGUGUUGUCAGUGCACUUGAAACCAUUGUCAGCGUCUUGCCUCACUUUGUCAGUCCUUACAUCACCAAGAUGUUGAAGGGUCUCUUGAACCCCUCCAUCUAUACCUACGAUGCUGCUCACUCUCAAAAGGCAUUGAUCGAAGCCAAGACGACUGCCGUCUUGUCUCAAUUGGCUACCAGCGUUGCACCUCGUGUUCUCUUGACGCCCGUUUUUGCCUUCUUUGACACUGCCAUCCAAAAUGGCACCAAAUCCGUCUUGGCUCUCUGCUCUGUCGUCUCUCAAGCCAUCCGUAGCAUGACGCGCGAUGUCAUGACUUCUCAUUACAAGCAGCUCUUCAAGUUCUUCUUGAUUGCUUUCGAUAUUCGUCGUACGCACAGCAAGGAUUUUGAUGAAUCUGAUAUCAAUGCCAUUGAAGACGCCAUUGUCGGUGCUUUUCUGGAUCUGGUCAUGAAGCUGAAUGAAACCUUGUUCAAGCCCUUGUUCCUCAAGGUGGUGGAUUGGGCUACCAUUGAGUUGGCUACUGACGGCGCAGUUGUGUCUGAGGAUGGCCUCAAGCGUGUCCUGUUCUUUUACAAGUUGGCAGACUCACUCUUGGAUAAGCUCAAGUCUAUCUUUACACCUUACUUUGGCUACUUGAUCGACGAUGUGAUUAUGCGCCUAGAACGCUACAAGGAAGAGCAACAGCCUAUCGACGCUCUCUGGAACUACAUCAUGUCAGCUCUCCGCAAAUCGUUCUUGUACGAUAACGACAAUCUUUGGAAUGCCACUAAGUUUGAAAAGAUUGUGGAUCCUGUUACCGAUCAAAUGUUGGUCACCAGCAAGGGCACCAGCUCUGAUUACCUCACUCGCAUGAACACUUACCUUGUGCCCUGUGUGGGUCAAAUGGCUGUCACUGUGUCUAACGAUACUCUCUGGAAGCCUCUUAACCACAAGGUGCUGUUGAAGACAAGAGAGGAUGAUCCUGAGAUCAGAUUGGCUGCAUUGAAGUGUAUUGAAGAAUUCUACAUUCGUCUUGGUGAAGAAUGGCUGCUCUUCUUGGCUGAAAGUAUCUCCUUCCUUGCUGAACUCAUGGAAGACGAUGAUGUCCGUGUCGAAAAGCUGGUUCAGCAAGUUAAUGCUCAAAUCGAGACUCAUUUGGGUGAAAGUUUAGACAAGUUCUUCAACUAG
Messenger RNA from Mucor velutinosus, 6381 nucleotides. RefSeq lists its product as uncharacterized. Gene Ontology annotation, cellular component: 90S preribosome; small-subunit processome; t-UTP complex. Gene Ontology annotation, molecular function: snoRNA binding. The transcript has 3 exons. Lineage: Eukaryota; Fungi; Mucoromycota; Mucoromycetes; Mucorales; Mucoraceae. The record is from RefSeq and is a predicted model, not a curated record. Bases 1 to 6381 code for a protein of 2126 amino acids. Gene Ontology annotation, biological process: maturation of SSU-rRNA from tricistronic rRNA transcript (SSU-rRNA, 5.8S rRNA, LSU-rRNA); positive regulation of transcription by RNA polymerase I.